AUGCAUGAAGACGAACUGCGUCGUCUUAAUGAUCGUCUUGACUUAGUGAUCGAGGCUGUUCAAACUGCCAAGGACGACACUACAAAUACCGUCCAGGAUUUACAUGCCCGUCAGCAGCAGCAGGAUUUGCAAUUUCAUCAAUUAGACGAAAAGCUUAGUCAGAUGGAUGACCAACUUACUCGAGGGUUCAAUGGUUUAUCCGAAAAGUUUAGCAGAAGUCAAAGCACGAGGCUCAAAGCCACCAGUACUUCCGUUGAGCAACAGUUAGCAGCUAACCACGUUUUCUCACCGUCGGCGGUAAUUCGCGACACCUAUUCUCCCAAUCGUGCCGCGUCCAUCUCCUGCUAUGAACCCUCUGGAAUUCCACAUCAGACGAUCAUUAUACCUUCCUCAGGUAAUGCGCCUGUUUACAGUGGCAAACCCAUAGAAAAACCACGCCCAUUUUUACCGAAAUUACAGCUAUACACUGAAACUAUUUACAAUUGGUCUCCGGAAACACUUCUUCGCGGAUCCCGAUUUCUGGAUGGUACAGCUCUAGAAUGGUACUCCCAACUUCGUCUCAGUGGUCGUAUUCAGCCCACAUGGUUAGAGUUUCAACGGUUAUUUCUUCAACAAUUCACGUCGUCAUGA
This is a messenger RNA of Didymodactylos carnosus, 630 nucleotides long. NCBI's taxonomy places the organism in Eukaryota, Metazoa, Rotifera, Eurotatoria, Philodinida, Philodinidae. The record is from the annotation of a GenBank genome assembly.